AAUAAUAAGUGGUCCGGAUUUAUUCAGUCGCCUGGGCACACUUAAAAUUCACCCGAAACCGACGCGUGUGUCGAGGCUAGGAAAAUAGGAAAUUAUAAAUAGAAAUAGACAACGCCGAUGCCUGAAAACCCCCGCUACUGGUAGCUGGCCCUACGGAAAAGGGAAAAUCAAACCACCGAGGUGAAGAUCGGCGUGCCAAUUUGUUGCAAAAAAUUGAGGCGAGAACGCCAUUUACAAGCCGCGUUUAGCAGCGAGUGCGCGAGUAGAACGGAGAGUGAGAUAACUAAUGGAAAGGAGGGAGUGGGGUGCUGUGUGUGUGUGAGAGCUAGAGAGCGCCGCCGCCAAGCUGCCCACCACAUACACGCCGUGUGUCAGACACUUCGCGGUCGGUCGGCUGAAACAGGCAAUUUUAUACGGGCGAAAAGUCGAAAAAGAAAUUACAACCGAUAUGCAAAAUGCGAUCGAAAUCCCAAGAAUUCCACUAGCUGCCGGUACUCAGCCGAGCGAACGUAAAUAAACAAGUGCAUGGAAGUUGUGCGAAAAUAGUUGUGUCGUGUGUCGGAAGAAGAGUGUGUGCCGUCUAAAGUAAAACAAGAGCCAUAAAACGCUUGCAAAAGAUAUUUUCUACGCUUCGCGGUGGGUAAUUGGAGUCCACAGCCGCCACAACUGGAUGACCGGAGAGGGGCUGGUGAGGACAAGGACGAUAAGCGGAAGAUAAGCGAGAGCAGGAAGGAAGGAAGGAGCCCCUGGGGCAGAAGACGCAGAAGAAGUCCUCUCUGACUUCCGGAUUGGCUCCUCCUCGGCUGCCAUCCACCUCGGCAUAACCUGCCACAAAAACACAAAAAAACAAAAACAACAAAAUAGCAUAACGUAGAAUAAUAACAACAUGUAUCCCUCACCGGUGCGUCACCCCGCGGCAGGGGGACCACCACCUCAGGGCCCGAUUAAGUUCACUAUCGCCGAUACCUUAGAGCGCAUCAAGGAGGAGUUCAACUUCCUGCAAGCCCAGUACCACAGCAUCAAAUUGGAGUGCGAGAAGCUGUCGAACGAGAAGACGGAGAUGCAGCGCCAUUAUGUUAUGUACUACGAGAUGUCCUAUGGCCUUAACGUGGAGAUGCACAAGCAGACGGAGAUUGCCAAACGGCUAAACACACUGAUCAACCAGCUACUUCCAUUCCUUCAGGCCGACCACCAGCAGCAGGUGCUCCAGGCGGUGGAGCGUGCGAAGCAGGUUACCAUGCAGGAGCUCAACCUCAUCAUUGGGCAUCAGCAGCAACAUGGAAUACAGCAACUUUUACAACAGAUCCACGCACAGCAGGUACCGGGCGGACCACCACAGCCGAUGGGUGCAUUGAAUCCUUUUGGAGCCUUGGGCGCCACAAUGGGUCUACCGCACGGGCCACAGGGUCUGCUCAACAAGCCGCCAGAGCACCACAGGCCGGACAUCAAGCCGACGGGCUUAGAGGGACCAGCAGCCGCUGAAGAGCGAUUGCGCAAUUCUGUUUCGCCGGCUGAUCGUGAGAAGUAUCGCACACGGUCGCCAUUGGACAUUGAGAACGACUCGAAGCGCCGAAAAGAUGAGAAGCUACAAGACGAUGAAGGCGAGAAAAGCGAUCAAGAUUUAGUCGUAGAUGUUGCAAAUGAAAUGGAAUCCCACUCGCCUCGCCCCAACGGCGAACAUGUCUCUAUGGAGGUCCGGGAUCGGGAGAGCUUAAAUGGGGAGCGCUUGGAGAAGCCAAGCAGUAGUGGUAUUAAGCAGGAGCGUCCGCCAUCACGUUCAGGCUCCAGUUCGUCACGUUCCACACCCAGCCUCAAGACAAAAGAUAUGGACAAGCCGGGCACACCGGGCGCCAAGGCACGCACACCAACUCCAAACGCUGCGGCACCAGCGCCUGGCGUGAAUCCUAAACAAAUGAUGCCACAGGGACCACCCCCGGCCGGCUAUCCAGGUGCACCCUAUCAGCGGCCAGCCGAUCCCUACCAGCGUCCACCGUCGGAUCCAGCCUACGGACGACCGCCGCCAAUGCCGCCAUAUGAUCCACACUCACACGUGCGAACAAAUGGCAUUCCACAUCCCUCAGCCCUAACGGGUGGAAAGCCUGCUUACUCUUUCCAUAUGAACGGCGAAGGCAGCCUGCAGCCAGUUCCGUUUCCACCUGACGCUCUAGUGGGCGUGGGGAUACCCCGACACGCCCGUCAGAUCAACACUCUGUCACAUGGAGAGGUCGUCUGUGCGGUGACCAUCUCCAAUCCCACUAAGUACGUGUAUACGGGCGGCAAGGGCUGCGUUAAGGUGUGGGACAUUUCGCAACCGGGCAACAAGAAUCCCGUCAGUCAACUGGAUUGCCUACAGCGCGAUAACUAUAUCCGUUCGGUUAAGUUGCUACCCGACGGCCGGACGCUGAUUGUGGGCGGAGAGGCAUCCAACUUGUCGAUCUGGGAUCUAGCCAGUCCGACGCCGCGCAUCAAAGCUGAACUUACAUCGGCGGCGCCGGCAUGCUACGCCCUAGCCAUCAGCCCCGACUCGAAGGUCUGCUUCUCGUGCUGCAGCGAUGGCAACAUCGCUGUUUGGGACCUGCACAACGAGAUCCUGGUGCGCCAAUUCCAGGGCCACACCGAUGGCGCCUCGUGUAUCGACAUCAGUCCUGACGGCAGCCGGCUAUGGACAGGUGGUCUGGACAACACGGUGCGAUCCUGGGAUCUGCGCGAAGGUCGUCAGCUGCAACAGCACGAUUUCAGCUCUCAAAUAUUCUCGCUCGGCUACUGCCCAACUGGCGACUGGCUGGCUGUGGGUAUGGAAAACUCGCAUGUUGAAGUACUUCACGCAUCGAAACCCGACAAGUAUCAACUGCAUCUGCACGAGAGCUGCGUUCUAUCGCUGCGCUUUGCCGCCUGCGGUAAAUGGUUCGUUUCCACGGGCAAAGACAACCUGCUAAACGCAUGGCGAACACCCUACGGUGCUAGCAUAUUCCAGUCGAAGGAAACAUCAUCCGUACUUAGCUGCGACAUAUCAACUGACGAUAAAUAUAUUGUGACGGGUUCGGGCGAUAAGAAGGCUACUGUCUACGAAGUUAUUUAUUAAAUUCACAAAUCCAAGCAGUUUUUUCAUUUUGUAAUAAGCUCGUCAAGUUUUUAUUACAACAACAAAACAAAAAAAAAGCAAAAACAAUAACAAAAAGCGGAAACAGAAACAAAUAAACUACCAACAAAGAGAAAAGUUCGUAAUAUACAAAAAAUCCGGAAACUAAAAAUAACAAUAAAAAUUACAAAAAGAGAAAAAAAGAGCAGCAGUAGCAACGCAUCAAAAAGCGAAGCAAAAAUUAAAAUUCUACAAUAUAUAAAAGAAAAAAAAACUACAAUUUUAAGCGUACUUUUAGCUACUAAGCCUAAGCUAAGUCAAAAUAAAAACCAACCAACAAACAAAAGUUGAACACACAAAUUGCAAGUAAAAACAAAAUUAUUAAUGAUGAGAACAAGAACAAGAAAGAAAUAAAAUGAUAAUGAAUGUAAGCAACAGAAACGAGAGAGUAUGUUGUAAAAAAAAUAAUAAAAAAAAAGGAAAAAAGAAAAGAAAAGUUAGUCGGCGAUACCUACCUACGUUCAUCAUAAUAUAAAAAACAAAUAGAAGGAUAAGUGCAGUCUGCAUGGAUUAGUCAUUGCGAGUGUAGGAAGGAGCGUUGAGAUUAUGAUUAACGGCUGAGCAGAUAGGAGCUAAUGCGACGAGUGCUUUUAGUUUGUUUCAUGUAAAAGGUUUUGUAAUUUAUCCGAGAGUCAGACACACCCGCGAAAGGCGGUAAACAACAGAUGUAACUUUUAAGUUUCCGUUUCCAUACCUACCACACCUCCCUCCCAAUCCCUCCCACACCAACCAACUAACACACACACACUCAAAAUAAAACACACACAUUUGCAUAAAUGAAGGUAUAUAUAUACAUAUAUAUAUAUAUAAAUAUAAUUGAAUAUAAUUAGUAAGAAUUUAAUUUAAGUUUUUCUUUAAUGAAAAUGAAACACAAACAGACUAUAUUUAACACACCGACUACCGUCUACCGACUACCGACUCCCACACCCAUUACAUUCUCGCAUUGGGGGGUCAGAGAGAGCUCAGAGCAGUCUCAGCUUUUGCGCUUGUAUGUAAUUUGAAAUGAGAUGAUGUAUCGAAGAUGAGAUAAUACUUGAUAAUUGUGUGGAUUGUCUUAAGCUCUUUGGAACCAACACUGUAAAAUCCUAUAUAAUGGUGCAGCUAAUCCAACGAUGCCGCGCCUUCAACCGAAAUAGAACACAGCUAAAUUGUUUAGUGUUUAGAAUAUAUUUGAAAAAGAAAAAACAAAAAACAAAAAAAAAAAAACGAAUCGAUUUAUAUAUAUUUACAAAUAUAUAUAAUGCGACAGGCGAAAUUGUAAUAAGCAAGAGAUAGAGUGCAGCACACGCUUCGAUUUUUAAUUUUACAAAUAUUAUUAUUGUGGUUAUAUAUGUAUAUAAUUAUAUUAUAAAUAAUUGAAGCAAAACGAAAAAAUAAAAAAAUUAUAUGUAAUCGAA
Molecule: messenger RNA, 4536 nt
Organism: Drosophila ananassae
Lineage: Eukaryota; Metazoa; Arthropoda; Insecta; Diptera; Drosophilidae
Gene: gro
Product: protein groucho
Exons: 14
Coding region: 887-3082 (731 amino acids)
Biological process (GO): regulation of DNA-templated transcription; negative regulation of canonical Wnt signaling pathway
Cellular component (GO): transcription regulator complex; nucleus
Molecular function (GO): transcription corepressor activity; protein binding
Source: RefSeq, a predicted model, not a curated record